CGCUUCUCGGCUUUCUGGGAUUUGUAGUUCUCGUGUCACGUUCACUCGUUCGCUCCGCUGGUGGAAAAACUACAUAUCCCAGACUUCCGUGAAACAAUAAAGAUCGUCGACGCGCGGGGCGCUGGUCAUUCCGGUGAUGUGUCGGAGUCCGUGAUACACCGGAUCUCUCUCACAGCUCCGUCAUCGGCUCUUUGCGCUUCGUUGCGGCGGGAAAUGUCUGACAGUGGCGGAGGAGAGGACGGCGGCGGCGGGAUGGAGGUCUCUGCCGCCGUGCAGACGGUAGCGGACGCGUCGGUUCUGCAGAAACACUUCCGAAAGCUGGUGCCGCUGCUGCUGGAAGAUGGCGGCGACGCUCCCGCUUCUCUAGAGACCGCGCUGGAGGAGAAGAGCGCGCUGGAGCAGAUGAGGAAGUUCCUCUCGGAUCCUCAGAUUCACUCGAUCCUGGUGGAGCGGAGCGCGCUGAAAGAGGAUGUAGGUGAUGAAGGUGAGGAGGAGCGCGAGUGCAUUUCCUACAGCAUCAGCAUCGACAUCCAUUACGGGCUCAAAUCAAACAGCCUGGCCCUGAUCAAGCGGACCGGAGUGAUUGAUGCGGACAAACCCAUCUCCACUCAGGUGCGAGUUCUGACUCUGAGCGAAGACUCUCCGUACGAGACGCUGCACUCCUUCAUCAGCAAUGCUGUGUCUCCGUACUUCAAAUCCUACAUCCGAGAGUCUGGCAAAGCCGACAGGGAUGGCGAUAAGAUGGCCCCUUCGGUGGAGAAGAAGAUCGCGGAGCUGGAGAUGGGCUUACUGCACCUGCAGCAGAACAUCGAGAUCCCCGAGAUCAGCCUGCUCAUCCACCCCAUCAUCACCAACGUGGCCAAGCAGUGCUACGAGCGCGCAGAGAAGCCCAAGGUCACAGACUUCGGGGAUAAAGUAGAGGAUCCCAGCUUCCUGAACCAGCUGCAGUCUGGAGUCAACCGCUGGAUCCGGGAGAUACAGAAGGUGACUAAACUGGACCGAGACCCUGCGUCUGGAACGGCUCUGCAGGAGAUCAGCUUCUGGCUGAACCUGGAGCGAGCCCUGAACCGCAUCCAGGAGAAGAGGGAGAGUCCGGAGGUGCUGCUGACGCUCGACAUCCUCAAACACGGCAAACGCUUCCACGCCACGGUCAGCUUCGACACCGACACAGGCCUGAAGCAGGCUGUGGAGACGGUGAACGACUACAACCCUCUGAUGAAGGACUUUCCCCCUCGCUGGGGUAUAUUUGUAGACGAGAAGCUGCAGGUGCUCCUGAGGGACAUUGUGAAGAGGAAGAGGGAGGAGAAUCUGAAGAUGGUGUGGCGUCUCAGUCCGGCCCACCGGAAGCUCCAGGCCCGCUUGGACCACAUGCGGCGCUUCAGACGGCAACACGAGCAGCUGAGAGCCGUCAUCGUUCGCGUGCUCAGACCUCAGGUGUCCGCCGUGUCCCAGCAUGCUCAGGGAAAGACGGCCGAGCCCGACGAUAUGAAGGUGGCCGAGGUGCUCUUCGAUGCCGCAGACGUCAACGCCAUCGAGGAAGUCAAUCUGGCCUAUGAAAACGUGAAGGAAGUGGACGGACUGGACGUCUCGAAGGAGGGAGUGGAGGCCUGGGAAGCGGCCAUGAAGCGCUACGACGAGCGCAUCGACCGCGUGGAGACACGCAUCACGGCACGCCUGCGAGACCAGCUGGGCACCGCCAAGAACGCCAACGAGAUGUUCCGCAUCUUCUCCCGCUUCAACGCCCUGUUCGUGCGGCCGCACAUCCGCGGAGCCAUCCGAGAGUACCAGACGCAGCUCAUCCAGCGCGUCAAAGACGACAUCGAGGCUCUGCACGACAAGUUCAAGGUGCAGUAUCCUCAGAGCCAGUCGUGCAAGAUGAGCCACGUGCGAGACCUGCCUCCCGUCUCCGGCUCCAUCAUCUGGGCCAAGCAGAUCGACCGGCAGCUGACGGCCUACAUGAAGCGCGUGGAAGACGUCCUCGGGAAGGGCUGGGAAAACCACGUGGAGGGUCUGAAGCUCAAGCAGGACGGUGACAGCUUCCGCGCCAAGCUCAACACGCAGGAGAUCUUCGACGACUGGGCAAAGAAGGUGCAGCAGCGCAACCUGGGCGUGUCGGGCCGCAUCUUCACCAUCGAGAACACGCGCGCCCGCGGACGCACCGGCACCGUGCUCAAGCUCAAGGUCAACUUCCUGCCCGAGAUCAUCACGCUCUCCAAAGAGGUGCGCAACCUGAAGUGGCUGAGCUUCCGCGUGCCGCUGGCCAUCGUCAACAAAGCCCAUCAGGCCAAUCAGCUGUAUCCCUUCGCCAUCUCGCUCAUCGAGAGCGUCCGCACCUACGAGCGCACCUGCGAGAAGGUGGAGGAGAGGAUGUCCAUCUCGCUGCUGGUGGCCGGCCUGAAGAAGGAGGUGCAGGCGCUCGUCACCGAGGGCAUCUCUCUGGUCUGGGAGUCCUACAAACUCGACCCGUACGUCCAGCGUCUGGCCGAAACCGUCUUCAACUUCCAAGAAAAGGUUGACCAGCUCAAGACCAGCUAUGACCGCUCCAAGUCAAUGGCUACCAGCAGCAGUUUGGUCGGCGUUCACUAUGAGUUAUCAGAAGAGGAGAAGUUCUACAGGAACGCUCUGACCAGAAUGCCUGACGGUCCGUCUGCGCUGGAAGAAGCUUAUAAUGCAGUGAAGGAGAUCGUCUCCGAGGUGGAGCAGUACGUCAAGGUAGCGUCUUCUCUUAGAGUGGCUCUGGAGGAGCUGCAGGAUCUGAAGGGUGUUUGGUCGGAGCUGUCGAAGGUCUGGGAGCAGAUCGAUCAGAUGAAGGAGCAGCCGUGGGUCUCUGUGCAGCCGCGUAAGCUGCGCCAGAGUCUGGACGCUCUCCUCAACCAGCUGAAGAACUUCCCCGCUCGUCUGCGGCAGUACGCCUCCUACGAGUACGUGCAGAGACUGCUCAAGGGGUACAUGAAGGUGAACAUGCUGGUGAUCGAGCUGAAGUCAGAGGCGCUGAAGGACCGGCACUGGAAGCAGCUGAUGAAGCGUCUGCAUGUGAACUGGGUUCUGUCCGAGCUGAGUCUGGGUCAGAUCUGGGACGUGGACCUGCAGAAGAACGAGAUGGUGGUGAAGGACGUGCUGCUGGUGGCGCAGGGAGAGAUGGCUCUCGAGGAGUUCCUCAAGCAGAUUCGUGAAGUUUGGAACUCGUACGAGCUCGACCUCGUCAACUAUCAGAACAAGUGCCGCCUGAUUCGCGGAUGGGACGAUCUGUUCAACAAAGUCAAGGAGCACAUCAACAGCGUGUCUGCCAUGAAGCUCUCGCCCUACUACAAGGUGUUCGAGGAGGACGCUCUGAGCUGGGAGGACAAACUCAACCGCAUCAUGGCUCUGUUUGACGUCUGGAUCGACGUGCAGCGCCGCUGGGUUUACCUGGAAGGCAUUUUCACAGGAAGCGCAGACAUCAAACACCUGCUUCCUGUGGAGACGCAGCGCUUCCAGAGCAUCAGCACGGAGUUUCUGGCCCUGAUGAAGAAGGUGACCAAGUCUCCUCUGGUCAUGGACGUCCUGAACAUUCAGGGGGUUCAGAGGUCGCUGGAGAGACUCGCUGACCUGCUGGGAAAGAUCCAGAAAGCACUGGGAGAAUAUCUGGAGAGAGAGCGCUCGUCUUUCCCCAGGUUCUACUUUGUUGGUGAUGAAGAUCUGCUGGAGAUCAUCGGCAACAGUAAGAAUGUGGCCAAACUGCAGAAACACUUCAAGAAAAUGUUCGCUGGAGUUUCGAGCAUCCUGCUGAACGAGGACAACACGGAGGUGCUGGGCAUCUCGUCCCGAGAGGGAGAGGAGGUGCUCUAUAAGACGCCGGUGUCCAUCACGGAGCAUCCGAAGAUCAACGAGUGGCUGACGCUGGUGGAGCGUGAGAUGCGGGUGACGCUGGCUAAGCUGCUGGCCGAGUCCGUCACAGAGGUGGGCGCCUUCAACAAGAGCACGGGCAUCGACCUGAGCACCUACAUCAACUGGAUCGACCGAUACCAGGCCCAGCUGGUGGUUCUGUCCACUCAGAUCGACUGGUCUGAGAACGUGGAGAGCGCUCUGACCACCAUCGGCGGCGGGGAAGACAUGGGUCCGCUGCAGGCCGUGCUGGCCAACGUGAAGGCGACGCUCAACCUGCUGGCCGACACGGUUCUGAUGGAGCAGCCGCCGCUGCGCAGGAAGAAGCUGGAGCACCUGAUCACUGAGUUGGUGCACCAGAGAGACGUGACCAGAACUCUGAUCAAGAACAAGAUCGACAACCCCAAGUCUUUCGAGUGGCUCAGCCAGAUGCGCUUCUACUUCGACCCCAAGCAGACCGACGUCCUCCAGCAGCUCUCCAUUCAGAUGGCCAACGCUAAGUUCAACUACGGCUUUGAGUAUCUGGGUGUGCAGGAGAAGCUGGUGCAGACGCCGCUGACCGACCGCUGCUACCUGACCAUGACGCAGGCGCUGGAGGCCCGUCUGGGAGGAUCGCCCUUCGGUCCUGCUGGAACGGGGAAGACCGAGUCUGUCAAAGCUCUGGGUCACCAGCUGGGCCGCUUCGUCCUGGUCUUCAACUGUGACGAGACCUUUGACUUCCAGGCGAUGGGCCGCAUCUUUGUGGGUCUGUGUCAGGUGGGAGCCUGGGGCUGCUUCGACGAGUUCAACCGUCUGGAGGAGCGCAUGCUGUCUGCCGUGUCUCAGCAGGUCCAGUACAUCCAGGUGGCGCUGAGAGAACACAGCAACCCCAACCGAGACCACAGUGUGCCCGUCACCACAGAGCUGCUGAACAAACAGGUGAAGGUGAGUGCUGAGAUGGCCAUCUUCAUCACCAUGAACCCCGGUUACGCCGGACGCUCCAACCUGCCCGAUAACCUCAAGAAGCUCUUCAGGAGUCUGGCCAUGACCAAACCGGACCGGCAGCUGAUCGCUCAGGUCAUGCUGUACUCGCAGGGCUUCCGCACCGCUGAGAUCCUCGCCAAGAAGAUCGUCCCGUUCUUCAAGUUGUGUGACGAGCAGCUGUCGUCUCAGUCUCACUAUGACUUCGGUCUGCGAGCGCUCAAGAGCGUGCUGAUCAGCGCCGGGAACGUCAAGAGAGAACGCAUCCAGAAGAUCAAGAGAGAGAAGCGUGAGCGCGGCGAGGACGUGGAUGAGAACGAGAUCGCAGAGAACCUUCCGGAGCAGGAGAUUCUGAUCCAGAGCGUGUGUGAGACCAUGGUGCCGAAGCUGGUGGCCGAGGACAUCCCGCUGCUCUUCAGCCUGCUCUCUGACGUGUUCCCCGGCAUUCUGAUCCAGAGCGUGUGUGAGACCAUGGUGCCGAAGCUGGUGGCCGAGGACAUCCCGCUGCUCUUCAGCCUGCUCUCUGACGUGUUCCCCGGCGUCCAGUACAUGCGUGGAGAGAUGACGGCGCUGCGAGAGGAGCUGAGGAAGGUCUGCGCUGAGAUGUACCUCACGUACGGAGACGGAGACGACGUGGGCAGCAUGUGGGUGGAGAAGAUCCAGAGAGACGCUGCUGCAGUUCUGCAGCCGUAUUUCACCUCCACCGGUCUGGUGAUCAAAGCUCUGGAACACGCGUCAAAGAUGGAGCACAUCAUGGACUUCACGCGUCUGCGCUCGCUGAGUUCGCUCUUCUCCAUGCUGCAUCAGGCCUGCCGCAACGUGGCCCUCUACAACAACAACCACCAUGAUUUCCCCAUGCCCAUCGACCAGCUGGAGAAAUACAUGCAGAAAUACCUCAUCUACGCGGUGCUGUGGUCCUUCUCGGGCGACAGCAGGCUGAAGAUGCGAGCGGAGCUGGGAGAAUACAUUCGCCGCAUCACCACCGUGUCUCUCCCGUCCGCGCCCAACCAUGUCGUGCAGAAAUACCUCAUCUACGCGGUGCUGUGGUCCUUCUCGGGCGACAGCAGGCUGAAGAUGCGAGCGGAGCUGGGAGAAUACAUUCGCCGCAUCACCACCGUGUCUCUUCCGUCCGCGCCGAACGUGCCGAUCAUCGACUACGAGGUGUCCAUCACGGGCGAGUGGCAGUCCUGGCAGGUGAAGGUGCCUCAGAUCGAGGUGGAGACGCACAAGGUGGCCUCGCCGGACGUGGUGGUGCCCACUCUGGACACGGUGCGUCACGAGGCUCUGCUCUACACCUGGCUGGCCGAACACAAGCCUCUGGUGCUCUGUGGGCCGCCGGGCUCCGGGAAAACCAUGACCCUGUUCAGUGCCCUGAGAGCCCUGCCGGACAUGGAGGUGGUGGGUUUGAACUUCUCCAGCGCUACGACUCCGGAGCUGCUGCUGAAGACCUUCGAUCAUUACUGCGAGUACCGCAGGACUCCUAACGGCGUGGUUCUGGCUCCGGUGCAGCUGGGCAAGUGGCUGGUGCUCUUCUGCGACGAGAUCAACCUGCCAGACAUGGACAAGUACGGCACGCAGCGGGUCAUCUCCUUCAUCAGACAGAUGGUGGAGCACGGCGGCUUCUACCGCACCUCAGACCAGACCUGGGUGAAGCUGGAGCGGAUCCAGUUCGUCGGGGCCUGUAAUCCUCCCACAGACCCCGGCAGGAAGCCGCUCUCCUACAGGUUUUUGCGUCACGUGCCGGUGGUGUAUGUGGACUAUCCCGGCCCCGCCUCACUCACGCAGAUCUACGGCACCUUCAACAGAGCCAUGCUCAGACUCAUCCCGUCGCUGCGGACCUUUGCUGAGCCGCUCACGGCAGCCAUGGUCGAGUUCUACACCAUGUCUCAGGAGCGGUUCACUCAGGACACGCAGCCGCACUACAUCUACUCCCCGAGAGAGAUGACCCGCUGGGUCCGAGGCAUCUUUGAGGCGCUGCGGCCGCUGGAGACGCUGCCUGUGGAGGGUCUGAUUCGCAUCUGGGCUCACGAAGCACUGCGACUCUUCCAGGACCGUGUCCUCAUCGCAGGCACUUGUUUCAGCAUGUGGCAAAUGUGUGAUUGUGUGGUGGAUGGGUGUCACGUGUUUGCUCUGGCUGGACUGAUGGUGUUUCUCCUCAGGUGUGUGCUCAACUGGUUUGGCGAUUGGUCCACUGAAGCGCUCUAUCAGGUGGGUAAAGAGUUCACCAGCAAGAUGGACCUGGAGAAGCCCAACUACAAAGUGCCGGACUACAUGCCCACCGUGUAUGACAAGCUGCCGCAGCCGCCCACACACCGCGAGGCUAUCGUCAACGGCUGUGUGUUCGUGCAUCAGACGCUGCACCAGGCUAACAACCGUCUGGCGAAGCGCGGCGGCCGCACUAUGGCCAUCACCCCGCGACACUACCUGGACUUCAUCAACCACUACGCCAACCUGUUCAACGAGAAGCGCAGCGAGCUGGAGGAGCAGCAGAUGCAUCUGAACGUGGGUCUGCGCAAAAUCAAAGAGACCGUCGAUCAGGUGGAGGAGCUGCGGCGCGACCUGCGGAUCAAGAGUCAGGAGCUGGAGGUCAAGAACGCUGCUGCCAACGACAAGCUGAAGAAGAUGGUGAAAGACCAGCAGGAGGCCGAGAAGAAGAAGGUCAUGAGUCAGGAUAUACAGGAAGCGGUUUACAAGCAGCAGGAAGUGAUUAAAGUCAAGCAGCUGAGCGUGAAGCAGGAUUUGGACCAGGUGGAGCCGGCCGUCAUCGAGGCUCAGAACGCUGUUAAAUCGAUUAAGAAGCAGCACUUAGUGGAGGUGCGAUCGAUGGCCAACCCGCCGGCGGCAGUCAAGCUGGCUCUGGAGUCCAUCUGUCUGCUGCUGGGCGAGAGCACCACCGACUGGAAGCAGAUUCGCUCCAUCAUAAUGCGCGAGAACUUCAUCCCCACUAUUGUGAACUUUUCUGCUGAUGAGAUCAGUGACUCCAUCCGUGAGAAGAUGAAGAAGAACUACAUGUCCAACCCCAGCUACAACUACGAGCAGGUGAACCGGGCGUCUCUGGCCUGUGGGCCGAUGGUCAAGUGGGCCAUCGCUCAGCUGAAUUACGCAGACAUGCUGAAGCGGGUCGAGCCGCUGAGGAACGAGCUGCAGAAGCUGGAGGAUGACGCUAAAGACAACAAGACGAAGGCCGAGGAGGUGGAGCAGAUGAUCCGGGAUCUGGAGAACAGCAUCGCACGCUAUAAGGAGGAGUACGCCGUGCUCAUCUCUGAAGCGCAGGCCAUCAAAGCUGAUCUGGCUGCUGUGGAGGCGAAGGUGAACCGCAGCACAGCCCUGCUGAAGAGUUUAUCUGCUGAGAGGGAGCGAUGGGAAAAGACCAGCGAGACCUUCAAGAACCAGAUGUCCACCAUCGCUGGAGACUGUCUGGUCUCCGCCGCCUUCAUCGCUUACGCUGGUUACUUUGACCAGCAGAUGAGACAGAACCUCUUCACCACCUGGUCCCAUCACCUCCAGCAGGCCAACAUUCAGUUCCGCACGGACAUCGCCAGGACGGAAUAUCUGUCCAAUGCGGACGAGAGGCUGCGCUGGCAGGCUAACUCACUGCCCGCUGACGACCUGUGCACCGAGAACGCCAUCAUGCUGAAGCGCUUCAACCGGUAUCCGCUCAUCAUCGACCCAUCAGGUCAGGCCACGGAGUUCAUCAUGAACGAAUAUAAAGACAAAAAGAUCACCCGCACCAGCUUUUUGGACGAUGCCUUCAGGAAGAAUUUGGAGAGCGCUCUGAGAUUCGGCAACCCUCUGCUGGUGCAGGACGUGGAGAGCUACGACCCCAUCCUGAACCCGGUGCUCAACCGAGAGGUGCGCAGGACCGGCGGCCGAGUGCUCAUCACGCUCGGAGAUCAGGACAUCGAUCUGUCUCCUUCCUUCGUCAUCUUCCUCUCCACACGAGACCCCACGGUGGAGUUCCCUCCUGACCUUUGCUCGCGUGUAACCUUCGUGAACUUCACCGUGACCCGCAGCAGCCUGCAGAGCCAGUGUCUCAACGAGGUCCUGAAGGCUGAGCGUCCGGACGUGGACGAGAAGCGAUCGGACCUGCUGAAGCUGCAGGGUGAGUUCCAGCUGCGUCUGCGUCAGCUGGAGAAAUCACUGCUGCAGGCCCUGAACGAGGUCAAGGGUCGCAUCCUGGACGAUGACACCAUCAUCACCACCCUGGAGAACCUGAAGAAGGAGGCGGCGGAGGUGACCAGGAAAGUGGAGGAAACGGACAUCAUCAUGCAGGAAGUGGAGACGGUGUCUCAGCAGUAUCUGUCUCUGUCCUCGGCCUGCAGCAGCAUCUACUUCACCAUGGAGGCUCUGAACCAGAUGCACUUCCUGUAUCAGUACUCGCUGCAGUUCUUCCUGGAUAUCUACCACACUGUAUUAUACGAGAACUCCAACCUGAAGAGCGUGAGCGACCACACACAGCGUCUGUCUCACAUCACCAAAGACCUGUUCCAGGUGGCGUUUAACCGAGUCGCUCGAGGCAUGCUGCAUCAGGACCACGUCACGUUUGCCAUGCUGCUCUCACGAAUCAACCUGAAGGGCAUGACCAGCGAGCCGUCAUUCGACGCAGAGUUCCAGCACUUCUUGCGUGGGAAAGAGAUCGUGUUGAGCGGGACGACGGUGCCGAAAGUCAAGGGUUUGAGCAGCGAGCAGUCCGAGGCCAUGGUGCGCCUCAGCCGCCUGCCUGCGUUUAAAGACCUGGUGUCCAAAGUGCAGGCGGACGAGCAAUUCUUCAUGUGGAUCGAGAGCAACUCGCCGGAGCUGUCAGUACCGUACCUGUGGACCGAAGAGAAGACGUCCACUCUGAUCGGUCAGGCCGUCCACCAGCUGCUGCUGAUCCAGGCGUUCAGACCCGACCGCCUGCUGGCCAUGACACACAUCUUAGUGUCUAAAGUCAUGGGAGAAAACUUCAUGGCCAUCAUGGAACAGCCGCUGGACCUGGCUAACAUCGUGGACAGUGAGGUGAAGCCGGGGACGCCGGUGCUGAUGUGCUCCGUGCCCGGAUACGAUGCCAGCGGAUUGGUGCGGGAUCUCGCGGCUGAGCAGAACAAACACAUCACCUCCAUUUCCAUCGGUUCUGCCGAAGGCUUCAAUAAAGCCGACCGAGACAUCAACACAGCGGUGAAGUCCGGCAGGUGGGUGAUGCUGGAGAACGUUCACCUGGCUCCCGGUUGGCUGAUGCAGCUGGAGAAGAAGCUUCACUCCAUGCAGCCGCAUGCCUGCUUCCGGCUCUUCCUCACCAUGGAGAUCAACCCCAAGGUCCCUGUGAACCUGCUGCGGGCCGGACGUAUCUUUGUGUUCGAACCUCCUCCCGGGAUGAAGGCUAAUAUGCUGCGCACGUUCAGCAGUAUUCCUGUGGCGCGCAUGUGUAAGUCUCCAAACGAAAGAGCUCGCUUGUACUUCCUCCUGGCCUGGUUCCACGCCGUCAUCCAGGAGCGCCUGCGUUACGCUCCGCUGGGCUGGUCUAAGAAGUACGAGUUCGGAGAGUCGGAUCUGCGCUCGGCCUGCGACACGGUGGACACCUGGCUGGACGAUACGGCGAAGGGCCGGCAGAACAUCUCUCCGGAUAAGAUCCCGUGGGCGGCGCUGAGGACGCUGAUGGCCCAGUCCAUCUACGGAGGACGCAUCGACAACGAGUUCGACCAGCGGCUGCUCAACACCUUCCUGGAGCGUCUCUUCACCACCAGCAGCUUCGACAGCGAGUUCAAGCUGGCGCUCAAAGUGGACGGACACAAGGACAUCAAGAUGCCCGACGGGAUCCGGCGUGAGGAGUUCAUUCACUGGGUGGAGAUGCUGCCGGACACUCAGACUCCAUCAUGGCUGGGUCUGCCGAGUAAUGCAGAGAAGGUCCUGCUCACUACUCAGGGCAUUGACAUGAUGGGGAAGCUGCUGAAAAUGCAGAUGUUGGAGGAUGAGGACGAUCUGGCGUACGAGACGGAGAAGAAGCAGCGCAGCACGUCCUCGUCUGACACGCAGCCGGCCUGGAUGAGGACGCUUCACACCACGGCUCGUAACUGGCUGCAGCUGAUCCCGGAGUCUGUGAGCCCGCUCAAACGCACCGUGGAGAACAUCAAGGAUCCUCUGUUCCGGUUCUUCGAGCGCGAGGUGAAGAUGGGCUCGCGGAUGCUGCAGGACGUGCGUCAGGAUCUCACCGAUGUGGUGCAUGUGUGCGAGGGCAAGAAGAAGCAGACCAACGACCUGCGCACGCUCAUCAACGACCUGGUCAAAGGCAUCCUGCCCCGCAGCUGGAGCCGCUACACCGUCCCCGCAGCCAUGACCGUCAUCCAGUGGGUGGCAGACUUCAGCGAGCGGAUCAAGCAGCUGCAGCAGAUCUCACAGGGAGCGGCUAGCGGCGGUGCUAAAGAGCUCAAGAACAUCCAUGUGAACCUGGGCGGUCUGUUCGUGCCGGAGGCCUACAUCACAGCCACGCGUCAGUACGUGGCUCAGGUCAACAGCUGGUCUCUGGAGGAGCUGUGUCUGGAGGUGAACGUGACGUCUGCGCAGGGAGCGGCGCUGGACGCCUGCAGCUUCGGCAUCAGAGGUCUGAAGCUGCAGGGGGCCACCUGCGCCAACAACAAGCUCUCUCUGUCCACCAGCAUCUCCACUGAACUGCCGCUGACGCAGCUGCACUGGAUGAAGCAGAGCAACACCGAGAAGAGGAGCAUGGUCACGCUGCCCGUGUAUCUGAACUUCACACGCUCCGACCUCAUCUUCACCGUCGACUUCGACAUCGCCACUAAAGAAGACCCGCAUCACUUCUACGAGCGCGGAGUCGCCAUCCUCUGCACCGACUAGAUGCUGCUUAACCAGCCACUUCUCUUGACUAAUCAUUCCUGUUAGUGUAGUGAACAGAAGCGUAUGUAGGUGAACCACAGCUCUGCAUGUCAUGUGUUUAACUGGAGAGAGUUUAGAGAGUCAGACGCACGUUGGAUUGUGUUGGGGUUUCUGAGGCAGAUGGGAUUGUGUGUGUUUUAGAUGGAAAAAUGGAAGUUGAUUGAAGUUUUGCAUGAUUGGUGGUUUCCAAUAAAGCUCAUUUAGAAUGUA
This is a messenger RNA of Sinocyclocheilus rhinocerous, 11904 nucleotides long. RefSeq names its product cytoplasmic dynein 1 heavy chain 1-like. Gene Ontology annotation, molecular function: dynein light intermediate chain binding; minus-end-directed microtubule motor activity; ATP binding. The record is from RefSeq and is a predicted model, not a curated record. Gene Ontology annotation, biological process: microtubule-based movement. The coding region runs from base 214 to 11655 and encodes 3813 amino acids. The transcript has 66 exons. NCBI's taxonomy places the organism in Eukaryota, Metazoa, Chordata, Actinopteri, Cypriniformes, Cyprinidae. Gene Ontology annotation, cellular component: axonemal dynein complex.